UACAUAUGGGCUAGCUGUAUGCCUGCCUGGAAAUUUCAUAAGCUAAAUGCAAUCGCUGAACGUAAAGGUUGGGCUAAAUUUGUGCCCAUGAACCAUUUGUACAAUUCAUUGUAUCGCGAGGAAGAGCGAGAAAUCAAGCCUUAUUGCCUGGAUGUUGGUAUAUCAGGAAUGCCUCACUCCCAUUUCGGCGGAGGCAAACUCACCGGAAAAAGCAGGACUACUACUCGUUCAGAUGCAAUAUUUGUUACAACAAGAAUAUAUCCUGAGGCUAAUCAGGACUGCAACGAAACUAUUAUUGACCGAGUUCAAGUAGUCGCAAAAAUCUUAAUGCCACAAGUGCUCAGAUUGCUUUGGCGUGGCAUUUUACAAAGCCUUAUUUUGUCUCCAGUAGUGGGUGUAUCAAAAAUCAAGCAGCUUUACGACUUGAUAGGUGCUAUGGAUAUCAAGUUAACCAAAAAAGAGAUUGGUUAUUCGGAAUAG
Molecule: messenger RNA, 480 nt
Organism: Mucor mucedo
Lineage: Eukaryota; Fungi; Mucoromycota; Mucoromycetes; Mucorales; Mucoraceae
Product: putative aryl-alcohol dehydrogenase
Exons: 1
Source: RefSeq, a predicted model, not a curated record